This is a messenger RNA of Ruditapes philippinarum (Manila clam), 754 nucleotides long. Its product is annotated as protein Hook homolog 3-like. The record is from RefSeq and is a predicted model, not a curated record. NCBI's taxonomy places the organism in Eukaryota, Metazoa, Mollusca, Bivalvia, Venerida, Veneridae.
ACAAAAUCGAAAACGAGGCAUGUAGUAAAAUUUGAAAAUAACAAUCGUAUUGAAAAAUGUCAAGAUUUUCUGUUAAAAUUGUUCAAAUAUGAAGUUCAAGAACGAACAAAGCUGAUACAAAUCUGAAGUAAUCUGCUGAUGUCAUUGGUCUUAGGCAGAAUGGAUCUCAAUAAGAAAGUUUCUCUUCUGAAAUGGUUUGAUGCCCUUAGUGUAAAGUCAAUAAAGAACUUUGAAGACCUCAGAGAUGUACAAGUCAUUACAGACAUUAUGUGCACUUGUGACCUAUUACCUGAAGAGGUUGACCUGUCUAGUUUUGAGAAGAGGUUAGCUGUUGUCAAGACAUACCUAGAAGGUUGCUAUCACCAAACAUUUGAAGAUAAGAUGAUGAUCGAUUUCUCAAUACUGGCAGGCAAAGUUAGAGGGGAUGUAUUUGAACUAGAAAUGGGAAAGCUUCUGCUAGCCCUGUUGGGAUGUGGUGUUCAGGACAAAUCACGGGAUAGAUUCAUUCAACCAGCCUUAGAUUUGGAUUCUGAAAGCCAGAUCAACCUUACAGAAAUGCUGCAGUCCCUCUUGCUUGGUGAUGCCAUGGACAUGAAACUGCCAGAUGACUUCCCUGAUGUCUUAAAGAGAAAAAGUGAGUCAAGUUCUCAUCGUGAUGCCGCUCUUUUCUUCAAACUAGUUGCAGAUGGUGCCAGAGAUUCUCCACAGCGCUCCCAGGGCACACCAAAUCCUUCCAACUCUUUUCCUGCUAAUG